GUCGCCACACGCCAUGUUUGGUCUUCUGUGUUGACCCGUCUUUUGUGGCAAUACAAGUAUCUUUGAGGCAUUAUUUACGCUUCGGCCAAGGAAAGAAGCCGGAGUGGGCUGUGCUGCCAUCUGUCGCGCGUGUGUGUCACGAGCUGACCAGAGAGAUGGGUGCCAGAGUCUGGACACACCCUACUCACCGACUGGUGGAGGAGAAGAGAGAGAUCCGGGCACGCCGCAAGUCGACCUAUGCCCCCGACACCUCGGAGAGUCGCUCCAAGCACCUGGCCGUCAUCCGAGAGAGCAAAGUGUUUGGCAAGUUAGGAAACGUCGAGGACAAAAACAAAACGUAGGCUACGUUGCGGACUGAGUUUAUCGACAACCGUAAACUCUCUAUUGUCAUUUUUUUCAGCGUCUUUUUCAACAUAGAAUUAACUUACACAAGGUUGUAAUGUUCAGCAUGAUUGUUUUUUUCCCUACUGUUUGAAACGAGAAUUAUUAUGUUUACCUUAAUAAUAAUUGUACAUAUUACAACAGAGUUCAUUAUUGAUGUAACGCAUAAAUAUUAUAGAUAACAGGUUAACAGGGAAAAUUUCAAUUUAUUUUUAAUUAACCCUUCUCACCUCACCUCAAGUGUUUUCCAGAGCCAGCUGUAUUCUUCACUUAGAUGAUAUUUUAUUUUAAAAUCAUAAUUUACAGCUGUUUCCAAAAGGGGAAAAUGGACCUGCAUACAGCUCGGAAGUGGGGUUAACGCGAUUACCAAUCCGGAAGCUGUCACUGGAACAUUGCUUGGCAUUUUUUGAGAAUCUGUUUUCACAAACGGCACAGCAUACAUUUAUCCUUUUCCUUGAUCUUGCUUGGUAAUUGCACAGUUGACAAGUACUGGAAUCAACCUUUUAACUGUAAGCAAUGGGGUUUUGUUCCCCUGUGAGUGAAUAAAAGUAUAUAAUACCACGCCUUCAAAAAUGGGUUCUUCUUGACACGCCUCUUUUGUAUCCUUAUAUUAUAUAUAGUCAUCGUCAAUCGGAAA
Aplysia californica (California sea hare) is the source of this 1018-nucleotide messenger RNA. RefSeq lists its product as uncharacterized. The record is from RefSeq and is a predicted model, not a curated record. NCBI's taxonomy places the organism in Eukaryota, Metazoa, Mollusca, Gastropoda, Aplysiida, Aplysiidae.